Molecule: messenger RNA, 2091 nt
Organism: Pteropus alecto (black flying fox)
Lineage: Eukaryota; Metazoa; Chordata; Mammalia; Chiroptera; Pteropodidae
Gene: FYB2
Product: FYN binding protein 2
Exons: 19
Biological process (GO): T cell receptor signaling pathway; protein localization to plasma membrane; integrin-mediated signaling pathway
Cellular component (GO): plasma membrane
Molecular function (GO): protein binding
Source: RefSeq, a predicted model, not a curated record
AUGCUUUAGGAAAGAUUAAGAAAUUUCAAGGAACUCCGAGCUAAAUUUCAAAAUCUCGAUGUACCAUCUCUUCCAGGACCUAUUAAAAUCUCAGCAGGUGUUUCUCAAAAGGGUAAUGUUAGAAGCACACAGACAACAAGGACUUUGGCCAAUGGGAAACCCUUCUCAUCUAACUAUAGUCAGCUCCCACCAUAUUGUUCCAGUGGUGAACCCCAGCCUCUUAAACCCCAGAAAAUGAAGUUUGCCCAGAAGAGUGAGAGUCAUAAAUGUUCUAAUUCUCUAACACCUCCAGGAAGGUCUAAUGGCUCUGCAGUAAAUUCACAGACGGCUUCUCAGCUUUUAAACAUGGAUCAGUUAAAUGCUAAGACUACCAGUAAGGAAGAAAUUGUGACAAGUAGCUUCAGAGACAAGCUCUGGAACUGGGAGAAGGUUUCAUCUCAGAAAAAUGAGAUGUCAUCAGGCUUUCCCCUUGCCAGUUGUGGCAGUAGCAUCUUCCACCUGGAAGAACAGAAAAGCAUGGGACUUUCUCCAGAGGAGCCCAGGAAAAAGCUAGAAAUAAAAGGAACCCAGACUCUUCCCUCCAAGAGGCAUUUGAUGGCCCAAAGAAAAUUACGUGCCGCCUCUGAAGUUCCCACUUUUCUACUUGCUCAACAUGAAAGGAAGAGCCUAGAGCACCCCAAUCCUGAGAGGACCCCAACAGCGAAUGCCUGCCAGCCUAUCUAUGAGCAGGAGCUCAGCAGCCAGGCCCCAGAAAAACAGGCAGAUGUCAAGCAUCACCAACUUGCCAAAACGAAGCCACUGCCUUCCAUGGAUUCUCUGGGUCCUCCUCCUGCAAAGCCACCGAAGCCCCCAGCUGUGAACCUCCAGGCCUUCCAGAGGCAGACAGGUGUUCCCAAGACCUGCAAGGAAGCAGCUGUGGAAGAGGGUUACCUGCCUCCAGAGAGGGCAUUCAAUGCUGAAUUUGAAGAGCCACAUAAUUAUGAGGCAACAAUUUCAUAUCUGAGACAUCCUGGCAACUCCAUUAACCUGUGCACUGCAAAAGAAAUUGCUGAUUCAACUUAUGAAGUUGAAAUUGAAGAACUCCAAAAGCCUUGGAAGAAUUUUCUCCAUCAAGAACUUAGCCCUAAACAUGAAGAUGAAGAUAAAACAAUGAAGGAAAAGGAGCCAUCUGGAUUAGAACCUCGAAAAACAGCAAAGGAUCUACACUCGAACCAUCUUUUCAAGGUAUCUGUGUUCUUGGGUUCCAGACCAAACGAAUUUACCUCUGGUAUUAGAAGUUGUUCUUCAAGGGGUUUCUCUGUUUUCCUUACAGGUGGGUAUGCAGAGGCCUUGGAGGUGACUAAAGAAACACCAAGCCAAGGGGCCUUUAAGCCAAAUUCCAUCUCAGAGGAGACGUACGAUGACGUCGAGUACUCUAGGAGACAGGGAUCAAAGUCAGACUUCUCUAACUCAUUUGCCUCAGAAAAUGAAGAAAAUAGUGAAAAAACGUAUGAAGAUGUCUACAAAACAAAGAGCAACUACUCAAAGAUGGAUUCAGAUGGAAAAGAAACACUUAAAAGACUGCAGAGGUUCUUCAAGAAAGAAAAGGAUAGAUUUAAGAUGAAGAAAACCAAGUCAAAAGAAAACAUAAGUGCAUUUUCCAUUUCACUGCCUGAUUUAGAAUUUAGGUCUCAAGAAGUUAUUAUCCAUGAUGACGUGAACAUAAAUGAAAAAGAGUCAAAAGAUGAAGAUAAAGUAAAAGCUUGGAAGCCCAAGUUUUUAGUACCAAAGGAAAAACAAGAAAAAACUGCUGAAGAAUCAGAAAGUUUAUCUCCAAGAAAUUUCUUCAGAACCAAGAAGCAAAACUUAGGAAAAAAAAGAAUGGAAAGAGAAAAACGUUUUAGAGAAAGAUUUGAGUAUGACAAGGAGAUUACUGUCAUCAACACAGCAGUGGCAUGUUCCAAUAAUUCAAGAAAUGGAAUAUAUGAUUUGCCAAUAACCCCUGGAGAAGAACUGGAAGUCAUUGAUGUCACUGAAGAAAACCUAGUAAUAUGUCGUAAUUCUAAAGGCAAAUAUGGAUAUGUACUAAUUGAACAUCUAAAUUUCAAGUAA